ACAGAGUUGUCCUUCCUGGACUACAUCAGAGGCGGGACACAGAUUAAUUUCACAGUGGCAAUUGAUUUCACAGCAUCAAAUGGUAACCCAUCUCAGCCCACCUCACUUCAUUACAUGAGCCCAUAUCAGCUGAAUGACUACGCCAUGGCGCUGCGGGCCGUGGGUGAGAUCAUCCAGGACUAUGAUAGCGACAAGCUGUUUCCUGCACUUGGCUUUGGUGCCAAGCUUCCACCAGAUGGACGCGUCUCUCAUGAGUUUCCCUUGAACGGUAAUCUACAGAACCCAUACUGCAGUGGCAUCGAGGGAGUACUGGAGGCCUACUACCAGAGUCUAAAAACUGUGCGGCUCUACGGACCCACCCACUUCUCCCCCGUAAUUAACCACGUGGCCAGGUAUGCCUCAGCAGUGACAGACGGCUCACAGUACUUCAUCCUCCUCAUCAUCUCAGACGGCGUGAUCACAGACAUGGCACAGACCAAGGAGUCCAUAGUCAAUGCUGCAUCCCUGCCCAUGUCGAUUAUAAUAGUGGGGGUUGGACCAGCAGAAUUUGAUGAAAUGAUCGAGCUGGACGGGGAUGAAGAGAGGAUCUCAUCCCAGGGACGAUACGCUGAGAGGGACAUUGUCCAGUUUGUUCCUUUCAGAGACUACAUUGAUCGGCGUGGAAAUCACAUUCUCAGCAUGGCACGCCUGGCUAAAGAAGUGCUAGCCGAAAUCCCGGACCAGUUCCUAUCUUAUAUGAGGACCCGUGGGAUCAAACCCGGCCCCUUGCCACCCCCUUAUACCCCAUGUCCUCCACCUGCCAUCCACCCUCUUCACACCAGACGGGUAAGCCGAAUCUGAAGGCCCUCAACGACAGCUGGCCAUCUCUCCUGGCAUCUUCUCUUCUCUUUGAGCUUCCUCUUCUUGCUGUACUCUUCACCGGAAGCUUUUGAGCGCAUGGUGAAACCUUGCCUGCUCACUCAUGCUGCACUUUGGGUGCGAAUGGCUAACCCCAACUGGGAUGCUUCCACGUUUUUUAGAAGCGAGGGUUUUCUGUAGAUUUUGGUUGUUCUUUUGAAGAAUUGCAGUGAUUGAUUAAGAUCACUGGACUGUGUCAGAAGGAGAGAGCUGGACAGCUUCCAGACUGAAGGAGUCCAAACUUGGGAGGCUCUUUUUUUCACUCUACAUCUGUUUUCUUUCUUGGUUUCUACUUCCUUUAUCAUACACAAAAUCACAUCUCUUGAUAUAGAAAUGUUUACAUGUGGGGGAGUGUUUUUCAGGAGAAAAAUUUAUACCGAUCAAUGUGAAAACCUUUCAGAUUCCUAUUUUUCAUCUGUAGAAACAGGAGCUUGUGAAUUUGUAAAAUAAUAAUAAUAUUAAAGAGUGUACAGUACA
Austrofundulus limnaeus is the source of this 1374-nucleotide messenger RNA. RefSeq names its product copine-8. The transcript is spliced from 8 exons. Gene Ontology annotation, molecular function: calcium-dependent phospholipid binding. The coding region runs from base 115 to 840 and encodes 241 amino acids. The record is from RefSeq and is a predicted model, not a curated record. NCBI's taxonomy places the organism in Eukaryota, Metazoa, Chordata, Actinopteri, Cyprinodontiformes, Rivulidae. Gene Ontology annotation, cellular component: plasma membrane. Gene Ontology annotation, biological process: cellular response to calcium ion.